Messenger RNA from Cooperia oncophora, 435 nucleotides. The record is from the annotation of a GenBank genome assembly. NCBI's taxonomy places the organism in Eukaryota, Metazoa, Nematoda, Chromadorea, Rhabditida, Trichostrongylidae.
AUGCUCCGGAACGCAUGGCGUGCUGGCGGUGUUAUAGCCGUAGCCGGUGGCUCUUUUCUCCUUGGUGCUCGAUACGGGAACGAAAACCCUCUUCGAAGCGCUCAUGCUGCUACUGCAUUAUCUCCUGUUCCCACCCUGCCGCCACUGCAGUUAGAGCCAGCAGUACAGGCUAAACCGAGCUACGAGAUGGGUCCAUCUCGUGCCUCGGAAAUUAUGCGCUACGGUUUUCCAGGCUUCGACAAUCUGCGCACUUUUGAAGAUUUUGUGCUGUCGUAUGAUCGUAAAACGCGAACAGCGCAUUGGGUGUGCGAACACUUAACGCCGUCAAGGUUGAUCUAUGAUCCGUCGGUAGACCGUUCAAAAUGCGAAUUCCGUUCAGAUCCCAGCAUACACAAGUAUUUCCAGUCGGAGAACACAGACUACAGGGUGGGUUUU